Musca domestica (house fly) is the source of this 877-nucleotide messenger RNA. RefSeq names its product serine protease SP24D-like. Lineage: Eukaryota; Metazoa; Arthropoda; Insecta; Diptera; Muscidae. The coding region runs from base 32 to 808 and encodes 258 amino acids. Gene Ontology annotation, biological process: proteolysis. Gene Ontology annotation, molecular function: serine-type endopeptidase activity. The transcript has 2 exons. The record is from RefSeq and is a predicted model, not a curated record.
CUCAUAACUUCAAGGAGUAGAAGAAUAGAAAAUGUCUAACAUGGCUGUAGUAUUUCGAAAAACUCUAAUUCUUGGCCUGCUGAUAGCCUUCGAUUGUGCCACAGCUGCUAGGCCCAAUCCAAUCUUUCCCCAAUCACGGAUAGUGGGUGGAGCAACUGCCAGUGAGGGGCAGUUUCCGCAUCAGGUAUCCUUGCGCUGGGGUGGCAGCCAUGUGUGUGGUGGUUCCAUAAUAUCGCCCACCUACAUUGUGACAGCGGCCCAUUGUCUUACCCGAGGAUCACCGCCAACAAGCUUCCCCGCCGACUAUAUCAGCAUACGAGCUGGCAGCCGCAAUAGAGAUGAGGGUGGCCAGAUUAUACAGGCAGCCGAAUUGAAAAUCCAUCCUUCAUAUGAUAGAUUCAACAACGACAUAGCCUUGGUGAAAUUAUCCAAACGAUUGCAAUUCAAUGACAAAGUAAAGGCCAUACCGCUGACGCGCCACGAACCACCGACUGGGGUGCCAGUUUUUACCUCCGGUUGGGGUCUGACCCGCAACAAUGGUGGCACAUCGAAAUAUUUACAAUACACGGUGUUGAUGGCACGUAGGCAUGCCGAGUGUGGCCAGUCGACUCCUGAGUCUGUGUUGUGUUUGGCCCACAGUAGCGGUAAUGGAGUGUGCAGCGGUGAUUCCGGCGGUCCAGCUGUCUACAACAAGGAAUUGGUUGGGGUUACCAAUUAUGUGGUCGAUGGUUGUGGCAGUACAUUUUCCGAUGGUUUCGCCAGUGUGGCUUACCACCACGAGUGGUUGAGCAAUAAUUCUAGGGACUAAAAAUGGAAUUUGUUGGACGAUAAGGGUCCAGGUCGAAAUAAAAUGAAAAAAAAAAAAUGAUCAUCUUAA